Messenger RNA from Solanum stenotomum, 1248 nucleotides. Its product is annotated as probable proteasome inhibitor. Gene Ontology annotation, biological process: proteasome-mediated ubiquitin-dependent protein catabolic process. The record is from RefSeq and is a predicted model, not a curated record. The coding region runs from base 96 to 1013 and encodes 305 amino acids. Lineage: Eukaryota; Viridiplantae; Streptophyta; Magnoliopsida; Solanales; Solanaceae. The transcript is spliced from 9 exons. Gene Ontology annotation, molecular function: proteasome binding; endopeptidase inhibitor activity.
UGCCUUUUCUUCUUCCACAAGCAGUUCAUUUUCUAGGAAGAGACCAAAAAAACACAAUCAGAGUUGGUGUUCUUCUCAUCAUCGAUUCUAUAACAAUGGCUACGGAGCAAUCUGUUAUGGCGGUGAUACGGGCAGCAAGACCCACUUUCCGUAAUCCCCACGACAAGGUAGCGUUUGCUGUUCACGCUGCCUUCCUUGCUUCUGGCUUUGUUCUCCAUGCCACUGGCCCUGCCGCUUCCACUGAUGAUGCUCUUUCUUCCUCCUCAACUGUAGAUGAGGUGGGGAUUGAUCAUUGGAAUGAAUUUGAGGAUUGUUAUGCAUUUGUGUAUUCAAAGCCUGAGAAGAGCUCCAAAAAAGUGUUAGUGAAGUGCCUUGUAAUGAACAAUAAGCUGCUUAUAGAUGCAUUCAGGGAUGGCGAUAACGAGCCUUUACAUCUUGAACUAAGUGUUGAGGACUACAUUGUCGAGGAUGGGGGAACUAAUUACAACACCCAGUUCAAGAAUUUGGGAAAGCUGGUAGGAGAACUGAACAAAGCCAUCCUGACUAAAUAUACUGGUUCUCCUACAUCAAAUUCCUCUACUCAAACUUCACGUUCUGAAAAGGGAGGACUCAACGACCAGCCUAAUGUUGAACGCCAACCUGACUACCCGUAUCAGCCUGCAGGUUCUUUUCCCUCGGGGUAUGUGGUUCCUCCCAUUCCUGGUAUUGGCGGUGGUGAUCUUUUCCCCGGGCCUGGUGCUGGAGUAUACCCAACCAGAGGCGAACCAGGAACUGGUGGGAGCAUGCUUGUAGGGCCUAAUGACCCUCGUUUUUUUGGUGGAAUGGGUGGGGAUCCUCGUUUACCUGGAGGACUGCCGGGUGUUCCACCUGGUGCCCGUUUUGAUCCGUAUGGUCCACCAGAUGUUCCUGGCUUUGAACCAGGUCGCUUUAUCAGGAACCCAAGGAGGCCUGGAGGUGGAGGGAGGCCUCAUCCAGAUCUCCCGCAUUUUGGUGGCGAUUCCGACUUCAUAUAGAGUAUUAUGAAAGACAACUCAGAUACACUUGUCUUGUUUUUUUCCUGUUUUUGUUAGUCUUGUAGACUGCAGAUCUGAGUAUUUCGAGUUAGGCAACGGUGUAUAUAAGUUUUUCUAAACUUCAAAUUUACGUCUUUGAGCAUUUUCCAGUGGUUGGAACAUGACAGGAUAAUUUGUGAAGCAACUUGUAAUGUAACAACAAAAUCAAAAUAAACAGGUGGAGUAUUUGGUGCAA